Molecule: messenger RNA, 1082 nt
Organism: Dendrobium catenatum
Lineage: Eukaryota; Viridiplantae; Streptophyta; Magnoliopsida; Asparagales; Orchidaceae
Product: probable calcium-binding protein CML49
Exons: 5
Coding region: 29-853 (274 amino acids)
Molecular function (GO): calcium ion binding
Source: RefSeq, a predicted model, not a curated record
UCUCUCUCUCUCUCUCUCUCCGUAUUCAAUGUCUGGUUAUCCACAGGGCUCCGGUUAUCCCUACGGCGCGCCGCCGGCGAAUCCAUACGGUUCUGCUCCGCCACAACCAUAUGGAGCAGCACCUCCGCAACCAUAUGGAGCCGCACCUCCGCAACCAUAUGGAGCUGCGUCGUCACAACCGCACGGUUACGGCGCUCCUCAACCAUCGGCGCCUUACUCCAAGCCAGAGAAACCUGGAAAGACACAGGGAGUCGGAUACGAGCAUCCUCCUCCAGCAGCAGGGUACGGUACGGCGAGCCCUUUUGCUGCACUUCUGCCGUCGCAAUUCCCGCCAGGAACGGACCCAAGCCUGGUGGCGUGCUUCCAGAUGGCUGAUCAGGACGGGAGCGGCCUGAUAGACGACAAGGAGCUGCAGCGCGCUCUCUCCUCCUACGACCAGAGCUUCAGCCUACGCACAGUUCACCUCCUCAUGUACCUUUUCACUUCCUCCAACAUCCGCAAGAUUGGUCCAAAAGAAUUCACCUCAUUAUUCUACAGUCUUCAGAACUGGAGGGCCAUCUUUGAGAGAUUUGAUCGUGAUCGCAGCGGCAGGAUCGACGCAUCAGAGCUACGAGAAGCCCUUCUAAGCCUGGGAUACUCAGUUUCCCCUGUCGUGCUUGAUCUGCUUCUCACCAAGUAUGACAAAAGCAGUGGCAAGAUCAAGGCCAUUGAAUAUGACAACUUCAUCGAAUGCUGCCUUACUGUUAAGGGUUUGACUGAUAAAUUCAAGGAGAAGGACACAAUGUACACUGGCUCUGCGACUUUCACCUAUGAAUCCUUCAUGUUAACUGUGCUUCCAUUCCUCAUUGCCUAGUUAUUGGCUGCCAGCCUUUGGAUUGAUACAAUAACAUUUGCAUUUGAUCUAUCUUUGAGCUGCUGUAGGUUCGCUGAGCUUGUUGUGAGUAUGCUUCCUUCAUUUCUGUCGUAUGGUGGAUAAUAUCAUAAUACAGUUUGUUGUUUAAUAAACUCUAUCUUCAUAACAAACGCUAUUAGAGCUAAUGAUUCAACUAUGAACGAGUGAUUAAUACGUUUUGCAGUUCUUA